CAGGAAGCCUGGGCCGCACAGGAAGCGCCAGGGACUUCCCAUCGCCGCCUGCUCUUCCUGCCCCCAUCACUGUGCCCACCCGCCAGGUGGCUUGUCCUCAUGGCGCCUCUGAGCGAGGAGACCCCCCUCAUCUCCCAGCGCUCCUGCAGCCUGUCCUCCUCAGAGGCCGGGGCCUUGGAUGUGCUGCUCCCAGCUCUGGGCCCUGGGCCUCCUCAGCGCCUCUCCUUCUCCUUUGGGGAGCUAUCUGCAGAGGAGUUGUGUGUGCAGGCUGCCAAGGCCAGCGGCAUCCUGCCCGUGUAUCACCCACUCUUUGCCCUGGCCACUGAGGACCUCUCCUACUGGUUCCCCCCAAGCCACAUCUUCUCCGUGGAGGACGCAGGCACCCAAGUCUUGGUCUACAGGCUGCGCUUCCAUUUCCCCAACUGGUUCGGGCUGGAGAAAUGCCACCGGUUUGGGCUGCGCAAGGACCUGGCUGGCGCCGUCUUCGACUUGCGGGUCCUGGAACACCUCUUCGCCCAGCACCGCGGGGACCUGGUGGCCGGGCGCCUGGCCGUCGGCCUGGGCCUCCGGGACCAGGGGGAGUGCCUCAGCCUGGCGGUGCUGGACCUGGCCCGGCUGUGCCGCGAGCGGGCGCAGCGGCCCCGGGAGCUGCUGAGGACGGUGAGCUACAAGGCCUGCCUGCCGCCCGGCCUGCGCGGCCUCAUCCAGGGCCUCAGUUUCGUCACCCGCAAGCGCAUCCGCAGGACCGUGCGCCGCGCGCUGCGCCGCGUGGCCGCCAGCCAGGCCGACCGGCACUCGCUCCUGGCCAAGUACAUCAUGGACCUGGAGCGGCUGGACCCGGCCCGGCACGCCGAGACCUUCCGCGUGGGGCUCCCGGGGCCCGCGGGGGACCAGGGCGCGCCGGGGCUGCUGCGCGUGGCCGGCGGCAGCGGCAUCGCCUGGAGCGCGGGAGAGGCUGAGGACUUCCAGCCCUUCUGUGACUUUCCGGAGGUGGUGGACAUCAGCGUGAAGCAGGCGCCCGGGGCGGGCGAGCACCGCCUGGUGACCCUCACCAGGACGGACAAGCAGAUGCUGGAGGCCGAGUUCCCGGGGCUGCCCGAGGCGCUGUCCUUCGUGGCCCUGGUGGAUGGCUACUUCCGCCUCACCUGCGACCCGCACCACUUCUUCUGCAAGGAGGCGGCGCCGCCGCGGCUGCUGGAGGAGGCGGCGUGGGGCUGCUGCGGGCCCAUCACGCUGGACUUCGCCAUCCACAAACUCAAGGCCGCGGGGGCCCUGCCCGGCUCCUUCGUCCUCCGCCGCAGCCCCCAGGACUUCCACAGCGUCCUGCUCACGGUCUGCGUGCAGGGCCCGCUGGUCUCCACAGGAGCGGCCCGCAGCUCCCGCACCCACAUCGGUUUCCCGCCCUCUCCCUCCUCUGUAGAGAAGUCCAACCUGGUGGUGGUGCGGGGCGGGUACGGCCUGGCCCCGCAGGCCUGCGCCGCACCCCGUGGCCCCCGCAAGCCGGGCCCCAUGACCUUCCACACCAUCCCGGCCCACAGCCUGCAGCGGCACGAGAACCUGGGCCACGGGUCCUUCACCAAGAUCUACCGGGGCCUCCGCCACGAGGCCGUGGACGGGGAGGCCCGCGAGACCGAGGUGCUGCUGAAGGUGAUGGACGCCACGCACAGGCACUGCAUGGAGUCCUUCCUGGAAGCUGCCAGCCUGAUGAGCCAGGUCUCCUACCCGCAUCUGGUGCUGCUGCACGGCGUGUGCAUGGCUGGCGACAGCACCAUGGUGCAGGAAUUUGUCCCCCUGGGAGCCGUGGACACGUACCUGCUCAAGCGUGGCCAGCAGGUGCCGGCCAGCUGGAAGCUGCAGGUCAUCAAACAGCUGGCCUACGCCCUCAGCUACCUGGAGGACAAAGAGCUGCCUCACGGCAACGUGUCCGCGCGGAAGGUGCUGCUGGCUCGGGAAGGGGCCGACGGGAGCCCCCCUUUCAUCAAGCUGAGCGACCCCGGGGUCAGCCCCACAGUGCUCAGCCUGGAAAUGCUCACCGACAGGAUCCCCUGGGUGGCCCCCGAGUGCCUGCAGUGCCCCCGGGAGCCGCAGGCCCUGGGCCUGGAAGCCGACAAGUGGGGCUUCGGCGCCACGGCCUGGGAGGUGUUCAGUGGCGCCCCGAUGCCCGUCAGCGCGCUGGAGCCCGCCGAGAAACUCAGGUUCUACGAGCAGCGGCAGCAGCUGCCGCCGCCCAAGUGGACAGAGCUGGCCUCGCUGAUCCAGGACUGCAUGGCCUACGAGCCGGGCCGGCGGCCCUCCUUCCGGGCUGUCAUCCGGGACCUAAACAGCCUCACCACGUCAGACUACGAGCUGCUCGCAGACCCCACAGCCGGCGGCCUGGAGCCUCGAGAUGGGCUCUGGAGCAGCGCCCGACUCUACGCCUGCCAGGACCCCACGAUCUUCGAGGAGAGACACCUCAAAUACAUCUCACAGCUGGGCAAGGGCAACUUCGGCAGCGUGGAGCUGUGCCGCUAUGACCCGCUGGGAGACAACACCGGCGCCCUGGUGGCUGUGAAGCAGCUGCAGCACAGCGGCCCGGACCAGCAGAGGGACUUCCAGCGCGAGAUCCAGAUUCUUAAAGCCAUGCACAGCGACUACAUCGUCAAGUACCGCGGCGUCAGUUACGGCCCAGGCCGCCAGAGCCUGCGUCUGGUCAUGGAGUACCUGCCCAGCGGCUGCCUGCGCGACUUCCUGCGCCGCCACCGCGCCCGCCUCGACGCGGGGCGCCUCCUGCUCUAUGCCUCGCAGAUCUGCAAGGGCAUGGAGUACCUGGGCUCCCGCCGCUGCGUGCACCGCGACCUGGCCGCGCGCAACAUCCUGGUGGAGAGCGAGGCGCACGUGAAGAUCGCCGACUUCGGCCUCGCCAAGCUGCUGCCGCUCGACAAAGACUACUACGUGGUCCGCGAGCCCGGCCAGAGCCCCAUCUUCUGGUACGCGCCCGAGUCCCUGGCGGACAGCGUCUUCUCACGCCAGUCCGACGUCUGGAGCUUCGGGGUCCUGCUGUACGAGCUGUUCACCUACGGCGACAAGAGCUGCAGCCCCUCGGCUGUGAGUGGGCAGGGGCCCCUCGUGAAAAGCCUCAUUUCUUUUGCUGGCCGGGGCCCAGGAGCCUCCCCAGGCGCAGGUGGCGACGCCCUGGCCCCGACCCUCACCCCAUUCCUCUCCAGCUCCAGGCCCCUGCCCAGCCCGCCGGGCCGCGCCCGCUGGGGCGCCGGGCGGGGCCUGAGGUUGGGAGGCCCCUGCGGCCGGCUGAGGACGGUGGGGGACCCCAGGCAGCGCCGGACGCGGCUCCGCCGGAUGAACGGGACGUUCGGGCUUCAACAGGAACGCCAGCAACACGCGGAACCUUCUAGACCUGCCUCGGUGGCCCUUAAUGACCCUGUGAAUAUUCAUGAGCCCAAGGCCGCCGCCUUCUGGGCCCCAACGGGCCCCUGGGGCACUGGCUUCAGCCCCGAACAUUCCGGAGCCAUCCGACCUUCUGCCAAAGUUGGGACGAAGCCGGCCCCGCCGCCCGCAGACCCCGCCCUGAGCCCCGCCAAGCCCCGGGCCGGGACGCUCCGCGCCGCGAACCCCGCGCCGGCCCCCCGAGUCCCGCUCCCCGGCUCCGCUCCCGCCCGCGGCCACUCACCACGCGACGUCCCGCCUCUGAGGCUCCCGGGAGCGGUCAGAAAGUUUUCACCUGGACCGAGCCCCCGCCUCCCGCCGGCUCCUUCCUUCCUGCAGCCCUCCCACCUCCUGCCCGCCCUCGCCGCCCGCGGGCCUCCUUCCAGCCGCGCCGCGGAGCUCCGAGUCCCGGACUGGCUUACCGCGCCACGCCCCCGGCCCACCCACUCCAUGCUGUCUCCCUACGGCCCUGCCCCGAAAGCCCCGCCCCUCUCAUAG
This is a messenger RNA of Dipodomys ordii (Ord's kangaroo rat), 3918 nucleotides long. RefSeq names its product Janus kinase 3 (gene Jak3). The record is from RefSeq and is a predicted model, not a curated record. Gene Ontology annotation, cellular component: membrane; cytosol; cytoskeleton. Gene Ontology annotation, biological process: cell differentiation; intracellular signal transduction; cytokine-mediated signaling pathway. Gene Ontology annotation, molecular function: cytokine receptor binding; ATP binding; non-membrane spanning protein tyrosine kinase activity. The transcript has 23 exons. Lineage: Eukaryota; Metazoa; Chordata; Mammalia; Rodentia; Heteromyidae. The coding region runs from base 100 to 3918 and encodes 1272 amino acids.